AUGUUUCACCACCGACCGCAGGUAGAAGAUUGGCAGUUUCCAUCAGGUCCACUUGGUAACUGCAUAGUCACGAAGGAGAGGAUCAAUGCCCUGUUCUCCGAAGUGGAGCUUGCUGCAUUUGAGGCUGCUUUGCUCAAUCCCACCCCUUCUCCAGUACCGAGCCGGGAGAUGAUGUUGCCAGACAACGCCCGGUUGGUUUCCGAUGAGGAGGUGCUGGCGAUGGCAAACGACUUGUUCCACGCUGCGCCUGAGUGGAUGCGUGUGGUAGUGGACAGCCCGGACGCUGACACCCCAGCAGCGCCCGCUGCUACUUUUGAUACUACCAUGGACGAUGCCGAUUCACCAACUAUCGUGGAGCAAGACCCAGUGGUCGAUCUCGUCCAGUACUUCAAUCAACAGCCUCUACCACAGCAAUCAGGCAGCGCCUCGUCCUCUCCGGAUCCAGUCGGGGACGUAUUCAACGGGAUCAAUGCGUCUCAACAUCAGCACUCUCAAGACUACAGCGGAAACCAAGCCAGCGAGGUCAAUGCCUUCCAACUUCAGCGUCCUCAGCAAUCUCUCGAAAAAGUGACCAACGAGAUCAAUCCGUCUCAGCCCCCUUAUGACCCUUUCACAAAAUUCGCCGACGAGAUCAGCGCUUUCGAACGCCAGCGCGCUCAGCUCCGGGAGUAUGUCGGCUUAUCGCCGCAGGACGAAGGCAAAGGCAGAGCAGUGUUUGACCCGGGCCUGUCUUCGCUUGCUUAUCUCCUGCCGGCUCGUCAACCCCUUCCGCAAAGCCAUGGUCGAACACUGCACUCUGGACCUCCAAAGCCAACUAAGCCUAAGCCGCGUCCUGAGCUUCAAGACCCUGCUGGGCGUCAAAGGCAGAGUAAGAAGAAGUUAUAG
This is a messenger RNA of Saxophila tyrrhenica, 885 nucleotides long. RefSeq lists its product as uncharacterized. The record is from RefSeq and is a predicted model, not a curated record. The transcript is spliced from 2 exons. NCBI's taxonomy places the organism in Eukaryota, Fungi, Ascomycota, Dothideomycetes, Mycosphaerellales, Extremaceae. Bases 1 to 885 code for a protein of 294 amino acids.